AUGGCCUCGCAGAACCGCGAUCCCUCCGCCGCCGCCGCCAGCGCCGCCCACAAAGGGCCCGAGCCCCCGGGGGCCGCCGCCCGGGGCUCCGUCGGCAAGAGGUUGCAGCAGGAGCUGAUGACGCUGAUGAUGUCCGGCGACAAGGGCAUCUCCGCCUUCCCCGAGUCGGACAACCUCUUCCGAUGGGUCGGGACCAUCCACGGGGCCGUGGGCACGGUGUACGAAGACCUGCGCUACAAGCUGUCCCUGGAGUUCCCCAGCGGGUACCCCUACAAUGCCCCCACGGUGAAGUUCGUCACCCCCUGUUACCACCCGAACGUCGACACCCAGGGCAACAUCUGCCUGGACAUCCUCAAGGACAAGUGGUCGGCCCUGUACGACGUCCGGACCAUCCUGCUGUCCAUCCAGAGCCUGCUGGGAGAGCCCAACAUCGACAGCCCCCUGAACACCCACGCCGCCGAACUCUGGAAGAAUCCCACGGCCUUCAAGAAGUACCUGCGAGAAACUUACCCGAAGCAAACGAGCGGCCAGGAGCCCUGAUCCCGCCCGCGCUCGUGGGCCGUCUCCGUCGUCUCCGUCUCUUUUUAUGGCUUCACUCUUCUCUGUCCCGCACGGGUCUCUGUAUCAUAGACUGUCCUUUAAAUUAAACGCUCCGGUCGAGA
Tachyglossus aculeatus (Australian echidna) is the source of this 662-nucleotide messenger RNA. It is a transcript of the gene UBE2C, whose product is annotated as ubiquitin conjugating enzyme E2 C. The record is from RefSeq and is a predicted model, not a curated record. The transcript is spliced from 6 exons. Lineage: Eukaryota; Metazoa; Chordata; Mammalia; Monotremata; Tachyglossidae. Bases 1 to 540 code for a protein of 179 amino acids.